GGUGGCAGAGAGGAGCUAUUGACGCCCAGGUAGACAUUUCUAUCUCAUACACACAUAGCCCUUUACCUACUCAAGUUUAGAGAGAAGAGCGAGGGAAAAGAUAGAGGCUGUUGGUACCUUUUCUAGAUAGCUAACCUGGGUGACUGGAAAGCUAACACACCUGUGAGAGCUUCACUGGAGAUGUAGCUGCAGCCCUCCAGUCUAGUAACAGGAAACUCGCCAUCAUGGGAGAAGCUCAAAAGGGCUUACUCUCUGUCAUUGAGAAACUGAAGGGAUCCACAGAGCAGGAAGUCAGGAUAGUGCUUCUGGGUUUGGACAACGCCGGCAAGACCACCCUGCUGAAGAGCCUCGCCUCUGAGGAUGUGAGCACCAUCACACCAACACAGGGCUUCAACAUAAAGAGUGUUGCCUCUAAUGGCAUGAAACUCAAUGUUUGGGACAUUGGAGGACAAAGGAAGAUCAGGCCUUUUUGGAAAAAGUACCUGGAAAACACAGACCUGUUGAUUUAUGUAAUUGACAGUGCAGACAAGAAGCGGUUUGAAGAGACGGGACUGGAGUUGUCCGAGCUAAUUGAUGAGGAGAACCUAAAAGGCGUACCAGUCCUCAUCUUUGCCAAUAAGCAGGAUCUGGCCACAUCCUCACCGGCCAGCGAGGUCGCAGAGGGCCUCAACCUGCACACGUACCGGGACCGGGAGUGGCAGAUUCAGGCGUGCUCAGCUGUGUCUGGGGAGGGAGUUCAGGAUGGCAUGAACUGGAUUUGCAACAACAUUGUGAAUAAGAAGAAGUGAACCAACCUCAUCAAACAGAGAAACAGCAUCACAUAAGGGAUUAAAAAGACGACAUCACUUCUUUCAAUACCACCACACCCCACAUAUGGCAGGUCCUUCUCCCCUCACAGAUUGAAUGAUAUUUUGUUUUUACAAUUUGUGUCCUUUUUAUGAAUGUUUUGCAAAUGUAGCUCAUUUUAAAAACAUAUGAUAGCUGCAAUAUGUUAAUUGGGCACUUAUUAGUAAUUGUUCUGUCCAAAAAAUGUAUGUUGUUGCCCCCCCUUUCCCGAGGGUCGUUGUCUGGUGAGUCUGUGUGCUUUCUGAAACACCAAGAAAACCAAUCUGAGUGUGUAGCCAUGUAGAACUGUUGGGGUUUGUCAGUUACAUAGAAGUGAAGUGUGAGUGUAAAGUAUGUGUUUGGAGAUUUUUGACAAUAAAAAAAUUAGUCAUUUCUG
Molecule: messenger RNA, 1222 nt
Organism: Gymnodraco acuticeps
Lineage: Eukaryota; Metazoa; Chordata; Actinopteri; Perciformes; Bathydraconidae
Gene: arl3l1
Product: ADP ribosylation factor like GTPase 3, like 1
Exons: 6
Coding region: 225-788 (187 amino acids)
Biological process (GO): cilium assembly
Cellular component (GO): cytoplasm; microtubule cytoskeleton
Molecular function (GO): GTP binding; GTPase activity
Source: RefSeq, a predicted model, not a curated record